This is a messenger RNA of Stegastes partitus (bicolor damselfish), 1584 nucleotides long. It is a transcript of the gene hormad1, whose product is annotated as HORMA domain containing 1. The record is from RefSeq and is a predicted model, not a curated record. Lineage: Eukaryota; Metazoa; Chordata; Actinopteri; Pomacentridae. Bases 97 to 1215 code for a protein of 372 amino acids. The transcript is spliced from 16 exons.
GCGGGGGCCGCACUGCAUCAACACAAAUCGACCGAACAACACAAAAGAUAUAUAAUCGAUGGAACAUCUUUUUAUGUUGUUGUUUUAACCGAAGCAAUGGCCUGUGGACAACAAUUGAGAACUUCACAGGAUACUCAGCUGUGUCCUAAUCAGGUUGUCUCAGAGCAGCAGUCCUUGGUCGUUAUCAAGAAGCUUCUGGCCAUUGCAGUGUCUGGCAUCACAUACCUCAGGGGUAUCUUCCCAGGGAGAGCCUACGGGACCAAAUAUGUGGAAGAUCAGCAAGUGAUGGUCCUGAGAGAGGAGCGCAGCUGUCCUGGUGUCAUUCAGAUUCUUCAGUGGAUGCAGGGAUGUUUUGAUGCCAUCCAGAAGAAAUACCUGCGGACAGUUGUUAUGUCUGUUUAUACGGACCGAGACAACCCCCAGAAAGUGACUGAGUUUUACCAGUUUAGGAUCCAGUACACUGCAAAAGGGCCACAAAUGGAUUUUGAAAGCAACAACAACAACAACAAAGUGUCAUCGAUGUCGUGCGGAAACACCAAGAAAGCCUGCAUCCUGCUGGUGAGGAAGCUCUACAUGCUGAUGCAGAACUUGAAUCCGCUGCCAGAGGUCGUCUGCCUCAACAUGAGGCUGGCGUACUAUGAUGAUGUCACUCCUCAUGACUACCAGCCGCCAGGCUUCAGAGAGGCCGACGGCGACACCAUGGAGUUUGAGCAGGAACCCGUCCAGCUGACCAUGGGGGAGGUGGUCACCCCGUUCCACACCAUGAAGCUGGACAUGACCACAGAGAGGAGGAGACUGGACCAGGUGGAGGAGUGUAUUCAUGUGACCAAGAAGUUGGUUCAGGAGACAACGGAGGACAGCGAUCUGAUGCAGAGUCGUACACUUGAAGACGUGGAGAAGCCUGACAGCGAGAGCACAGACCUGGACAACACCGAGAUCCAGAUAAGCUGCGAUGAGAAGAUCAAGACCUGUGAGGGAGUCACGGAGAUGGACAAUCUGGUGAAGAGGACCUCCGACGUGGAGGUGGGCCUGAAGAGGACCAGGAGUGGACGGAUCUGGACUACGGAGACAAACAUGACUGUGAAGAACAACAAAUCAACAGCUAUAAAGAGGAAAAUGGUUUCUCAGUACGACAUUCCCAGCAGCCAGGAAACGCCGUCCUCCUCUGCACCUAAGAAGAAACGCAAAUUCAGCGAGCCCAAAGGACACUACUGACCUCGCAUCCCACUGGUAACGCGGCAGCACCGUUCUGUCGAUCUGCAUUGAUGUUUUUGAAAUUUUGAUCACAAGUUACACCGUUUGUUGUUUUUUUUUUUUUAAAGAACAGGAAUCUCACAUCUGUUUGAAGCUGUUUUAACUUCCUUUUAAGGUUACGACCGAACUGUAGUUGUGUUUGUUUUGCAGUUUAUUUGAAUGACACACAUUUAAAACUGACUGGCUCGUUAUGUAAUGUUGGAAUAAGCUUUAAAAAAAGUGUUUAUGUUAGUUUUUAAUGGUUAGGUUUUGUUUUACUGUUCAUAUCCUCAGUUACUUGUGCAUAAAGCAAGACCACAAGCGUCAAUAAAUAAGAAAGAUGCACCCGAA